This is a messenger RNA of Durusdinium trenchii, 387 nucleotides long. The record is from the annotation of a GenBank genome assembly. Lineage: Eukaryota; Dinophyceae; Suessiales; Symbiodiniaceae.
AUGUUUGCAUCUUUGAUCCUUGGAGCAGGCUUGUUGGGCUUUUUCAGGGCACUUUUGGAUGGAGUCUUCAUGAAGCUUGGCUCCGCUGUGCGGCAAACUUUGAAAACAGGUGUCCGUGCAGAGGAACUUCACAACUUACUUGAGCUGGAGGUGGUGAUUGAAGUGCCAGUGUCCUUGAUCAUGACUACUUACGGCCUUCCUGAGGUGUCACAUCGCCCUGCCAGUGCUUUCAUGGCCCUGCUCAGCAUUGUUUUAUCGCUCACACGACAGGCGAAGUGGUUGUACGAAGAGUUCGAUGUGUGUGGAGGUAUGGACGUGUAUCAGACCGAGAAGACCCCCAAGCAUCAAAUGAAUGCUCCAACGCCAGAGUUCUUUCCAAAGCCUUGA